UUUAAUAUAGUUAAUUAAUCAAUACAUUUGCAGCAUUUUUUUUUAUUACAAAUAAAACACAUUGCAUGAACAAGUGAUAUCAUUGAAAACGUGCUAAAAGAGUACUCUGCUCUGCAACAUUUUAAAUCAAAACUUGACGCCUGUGUGAUUGCUUUACUAUUUUCGCGCGAAAAUUUAAUUGACCUAGUACUGAAAAUGUUAGGAAAAAGGAUGCACCAUAACAGCAAGGGACGCUUAGCAAGCAAAGGUCAUGAUAGUAAGCCUUCCAGUCCCGGUGUUUCUCCAUAUAAUAAACCUGCCAAAAUACCCGGAGCAGUGUCGAUUGGUAAAACCAAAGUAGAAACCUGCCCUAUUCCCUACAUCAGACUCCAAGAUAAUGCAACGACUUUACCCCGAUUAUCUGCAAUUUCUGCUAGACCUGCUGAUGAACCGAUUGGUAUAGAUGAACUUGAUGCUUUGCAGUUAGAGCUAGAAUCAUUACUGUGUAGCACAGCAUUACGUAUAAGAUAUUUCCAAGGAGAAAUUGAAAGUAUUGAUACAAAUGAAUCUAAACGGGAGAAGAAAGGUAAAGCUGCAGGUAAACAGCUCCAAUAUCCUGUGAAAAGAAAAUUUCAAGAUGAUAAACUAGUUAAAACCAAAGACUAUACAAAACUUUCAAAUCAACCUAAAGUACCUAAAUUUAAAAAUUUCUCUAAUGCUUCCUCUGGAGGAUCCCACAACAACUAUUCAAAUGAUGCUAAUGCCAACUCUGAUAAUUCAAUGAAGCUUGAACUUUCACAGUUCUCAUUACCAAAGAAUAAUAUUCCAUACAAAUUUUGGAAUUCUGUUGAACCGUAUUGUGCACCAGUCACUUUGGAUGACAUAAAAUUUUUGGAAUCGCUACUUGCUCAGAGUAGUAACACUACAUUACCACCCAUUCCACCUUUAGGAAGACACUACUCAGAAGUUUGGGCCGAUGAACAUAUAACAGAAGAUCAAAAUGCUGGAAACCCAAAUAAAAUAAGGCCCACUGGAAUGUCACCAGAAGCAACAAGUCUAAGAAAGAAAAUUGAAAAAUCUGGAGAGAAUAUGAUUACUGGUCCAUUAACACAGAGAUUGGUAUCUGCUUUAAUGGAAGAAAAUGCAUAUGAGGUGCCUGAUAUAAAAGUAAAGCAACAAUCAAAUAUUAAAAGUAGUUACAAAAAUUCACUUACUUUAGAAAAAUGCCUUCGCAAAGAGCUAGUAGACCAAGGCAUACUGGAUCCAGAAGAUUUGCCUCCUUUAACCAAUCCAGCAGAUGAUGAAAUUUUAGCAGAGAUCAAGAAGUGUCAAACAGAACUGACAGCUAUAAGAAAAGAUAACUGUAAGAAUUUAAAAAACCUGAUUGGCCUUUGCAAGCAAGAAAUGAUCAGAUUGAACCUAAAGAAACAGCUUGAUCAAGUUGAUUUAGAAUGCAUAGAAACAUACAAGAAAAUGGUUGCCGCUAAACAAAAGAAGCGCCCCAUAACUAAAAAGGAAAAAGAAGAUGCCUGGAAAGCUAUUAAUGAACAAAUAAGACUUAACAAAGAAAUCAAUGCAUUACCACUUACUGGACCUAAUACAAGUUGAAGGAAAAAUACAUAUUUUAGUUUUAAUUUAGUUGUACUAAGAUUUAAUUAAAUAUCUUGAUGUGUAGAAAUAAACCGUGGUAAUUUAUUGUUUAAC
Molecule: messenger RNA, 1683 nt
Organism: Papilio machaon (common yellow swallowtail)
Lineage: Eukaryota; Metazoa; Arthropoda; Insecta; Lepidoptera; Papilionidae
Gene: Ada3
Product: transcriptional adapter 3
Exons: 1
Coding region: 196-1587 (463 amino acids)
Biological process (GO): regulation of transcription by RNA polymerase II
Cellular component (GO): SAGA complex
Molecular function (GO): transcription coactivator activity
Source: RefSeq, a predicted model, not a curated record